AUGGUGCAAGCGCUUCCCGUGCCCCUUUUCCUCGCUUAUGGCGAUCGUCGUCUCGAGCUGCUGACCAGCGCUGGCUAUGGUGGAAUUCGCCAACAGGCCGAGCAGUUGCUCUCUCUGCAUCCGGAAGCCUACGACCUCUACGACGCGCAUGGGAAGGUCGAAGAGGAGACCUUCGAGCGCUUCUUGGCGUGCUCCAAGGGCUUUUGCCUUCUGCAGCUGCGGGAGAAGCCAGAGUGGCAGAAGAUCCGAGAGAUCGAGGCUCGCCUCCAGAAGCUUGAAGAGCCUGAAAAGAAGGCGCCUCCCCAAGCAUCGUCAAAGGACUCGGACGUGGGGUUUGACAUUGAAGAACGGCUCCAGACCCUAGAGAAGCUGCUCCACGACGCGGCACAGCAGACCCAGUUCGAUGCCUUAGCGGCCACCGUGGCAGCUCUUGAAAGGGAGAUGACAGAACAUGCCGUUACGAGCUCUGCGUUGAAUGGUCAUCUGGAGUGCGGCCUUGCCACUGCACAAAAGGAGCUGGAAAGCCUUCGCAUGUAUGCCUCAGACCAGCUCAAGAGUCUGGAUGAUCGACUCGCUGAAUUCGCCGAGAGAUCCCUUGUCGAAAAGGUCGAACAGAUGGAGGCAGCCAUCACGGAACAGGCCAUCACAAGCUCAGUGCUGAAUGGUCACUUGGAGUGCGGCCUGACUACUGCACAGAAGGAGCUGAAGGGCUUGAGGGAGUUUACUUCCAAGCAGCUGGGUCUUCUCGAUGAACGCCUGGUGCAAUGCAAAGGAGACAUGGAUGUCCUCGAGGCAAACCUCGCUGAGCAAGCGGUGACCAACUCGGCAAUGAACGGUCACCUGGAAUGCGGUGUGCAAACAUCGAAGCAGGAGCUGCAAUCUCUCCGAGCCUAUGCCGCAGACCAGUUCAAGUUCCUGAACGAGCGCCUCGACAGCGAGAAGCCAACGGACAUCUGGUCCGACGGCUUCAAGAACCGCCUUGUGACCAAGCCGAGCCUCAAGAGCUUGAAGCCUCUAGCUCCGCUCGUAGGAAGCCAUCCGUGCUUGCAAGCUUCGAAGUCUCUGCCACAGUUGGCCCUGCGCUGA
Messenger RNA from Symbiodinium necroappetens, 1086 nucleotides. The record is from the annotation of a GenBank genome assembly. Lineage: Eukaryota; Dinophyceae; Suessiales; Symbiodiniaceae.